Molecule: messenger RNA, 2762 nt
Organism: Nerophis ophidion (straightnose pipefish)
Lineage: Eukaryota; Metazoa; Chordata; Actinopteri; Syngnathiformes; Syngnathidae
Gene: eya1
Product: EYA transcriptional coactivator and phosphatase 1
Exons: 20
Coding region: 146-2179 (677 amino acids)
Biological process (GO): cell differentiation; negative regulation of extrinsic apoptotic signaling pathway in absence of ligand; positive regulation of DNA repair
Cellular component (GO): nucleus
Molecular function (GO): protein tyrosine phosphatase activity
Source: RefSeq, a predicted model, not a curated record
CUUAACCAACACGCACGUUACAUCCUGCGCUGCCCCUGGCAGCCAGGUAGUGUCGCUGUUCCGCCAGUGGCAGCUUUUUACCCCAGCAGUGUCAUCCAUGCGUUUAGCCUAUUUCAAGGUAUUGUAACGUGUUGGUUGCACGGUGAUGCGCGGAUUGUUCUUCCAAGCGAUGCAGCAGGAACUCCGGAGACAGAGCACAGUGGGGGGCUCAAGGCAUCCGGAGUUAUUCCAGGGGUCUCGCUGCUCCCCAUCCCAGUGGCUUAACCUGGCUGAUAAGCUACAGACGGACCUGCAAUGUGCUGCCAUUCAAUCAGUCGGGAUGAGGUCCAGGUCUAUGGAAAUGCAGGAUUUAGCCAGUCCUCACAGCCGAGUAAGUGGAAGCAGUGAAUCUCCAAAUGGUGCCAGCCUUGACAACUCCCACAUCAACAACAAUUCCAUGACACCCAAUGGCACUGAAGGUGACAGCCUCACAAUGCUUACCACAGCAGACUGGUUGUUAGGUUGUAACUCGCAGUCCGCCGCAGUUAAAAGCGAGCCAAUGAGCAGCAGCGAAAUAGUGGCCUCGGUACCAGACACCUCUCUGGACAGCUUCUCCGGAUCAGCUAUUGGGAGCAGUGGCUUCAGCCCAAGACAAACCCACCAGUUCUCUCCACAGAUUUACCCUUCCAACAGGACAUAUCCGCAUAUUCUUCCAACUCCUUCAUCCCAAAAUAUGGCGGCGUACGGGCAGACGCAGUACACCACAGGAAUGCAGCAGGCCGCAGCGUAUGCUAGCUACCCCCAACCUGGACAGCCUUACGGCAUCCCGGCUUAUGGUCCAUUGUGGACAGGCAUCAAGACGGAAGGUGGCCUCAGCCAGUCCCAGUCGCCGGGGCAGACCGGUUUCCUCAGCUACAGUUCCCAGUUUAGCACGCCACAGACGGGGCAGGCGCCUUACAGCUACCAGAUGCAAGGUGGUACUUUCACAACAACGUCAGGGUUGUACCCCGGAAACAACUCUUUAACGAACUCUGCGGGCUUCAACAGCACGCAACAGGAGUACCCGAGCUACCCAGCCUUCGGCCAGGGUCAGUACGCGCAGUAUUACAAUAGCUCGCCCUAUACUUCGCCCUACAUGACGAGUAACAACACCAGUCCCAGCACGCCCUCCACCACCACCACCUACACCCUCCAGGAGCCUCCUUCCGCCAUCACCAGUCAGGCCCUCACAGAGAACCCUCCAGGAGAGUACAGUACCAUCCACAGUCCAUCAACCCCCAUUAAAGAUUCAGAUUCGGAUCGAUUGCGCCGGGCCUCGGAUGGAAAGUCACGUGGCCGAGGGAGAAGGAACAACAACCCAUCACCGCCGCCCGACUCCGACCUUGAGCGAGUAUUCAUCUGGGACCUGGACGAAACAAUCAUCGUUUUCCAUUCCUUGCUCACGGGUUCUUACGCCAACAGAUAUGGACGGGAUCCACCGUCGUCAGUCUCAUUAGGACUACGGAUGGAAGAGAUGAUCUUUAACUUGGCCGACACGCAUUUAUUCUUCAACGACUUAGAGGAAUGUGACCAGGUACAUAUUGACGACGUCUCGUCUGACGACAACGGUCAGGAUCUAAGUACAUACAACUUUGGCGCAGACGGCUUCCACGCGGCGGCGACGAGCGCCAACCUCUGCCUGGCCACAGGUGUGAGGGGAGGAGUGGACUGGAUGAGAAAGCUGGCGUUCCGUUACAGACGAGUGAAAGAAAUCUACACCACCUACAAAAAUAACGUCGGAGGUCUCCUGGGACCGGCCAAGAGGGAAGCCUGGUUGCAAUUGCGAGCAGAAAUUGAAGCCUUGACGGACUCCUGGUUAACACUGGCACUGAAAGCACUAACAUUAAUCCACUCAAGGUCGAAUUGUGUGAACAUCCUGGUCACCACCACGCAGCUCAUCCCCGCCCUGGCCAAGGUCCUGCUCUACGGGCUGGGCAUUGUCUUUCCUAUCGAAAAUAUUUAUAGCGCUACCAAAAUAGGUAAGGAGAGCUGCUUCGAGAGAGUCGUUCAAAGAUUCGGGAGGAAAGUUGUUUACAUUGUGGUCGGGGACGGCGUGGAAGAGGAGCAAGGCUCAAAAAAGCACAACAUGCCCUUCUGGAGGAUCUCCAGCCAUUCAGACCUCAUGGCCCUCCACCACGCUCUGGACCUGGAGUACUUGUAGCGCCGGCCGCCUCAUCGCCUGAAAACAACAACAAAGUUGCUGCGCUCCAGUUUAUUUCCGGAAUCCAUCCCAUCGCCGCUUGCUGGCAGACUUGUACCCUCCCCGAUGGUUCCAAGGGGAGGAAGGCGGCGUCUCGUCUUCCCAGGAAGAGGAACAAUCAAUGUGCGGACCCUCCGGUCUCACUUUGUCUUAACGCUUUUUGUGAGAGGUGCCUUCUCCAGCCAUGUUACUGUGAAGGACACCUGUGAGGACCACUUGCCAGUUUCUUAUUUAUGGACUUUGUGGGAAGGAACCUCCUCAGCAACAAGACUUUCCCAGCUGGAGGACUAAUGACGGCUUUUCUAAUAAUUUAAGACUUUAUUAACAACCCUGAGACAAUCGUGUACAGAGGAUUUUUUUUUUUUUUUUUUUGUGCGUGUGUAAAAAAGUUUGUAAUCACUGGACUAUUUCUUCCUUCCUUAUAUCCAUGUGCUCUUCUUGAACCGUGGCUUUUUUUAUGGAACCAAAAAAAAAAAAAGCUCGCAAAGUGUUGAUGUGUUCGAGGUUGUUCAGUAAAAAAAAAAAAAAAAAUGUAGAUAAUGGA